CUCUACCCUCCCCCUCUCUCUCCGACGAACAGGAUCGCGACCUCCCUCUCUCUGCCCUCCCUCUUUUCGACCGGCGACCCACAGCGCGCAACCGACGAACCACCGCGCGGGAUCGGCGAGAGGACCGCGAGCAACCGACGAACCACUGCACGGGAUCGGCGAGAGGACCGUCAUCUCCCCCUCUCUCUCUGCCCUACCUCUUUCCGACCGGCAAACCACCGCACGGGAUCGGCGAACCACCGCCCCGCCCCUCCGGCUCCAGAUCGGGCCCCGACUCAUCCGUCCCUUGCUCUUUCUCUCCCCUCGCGUCUCUGUCUGCCCUCCCUCUCUUCGACGGCGAACCAGCGCAUGACCGGUGAACCAAUAUUUUCUCCUUGCGGAGAAGCAACGAAAAUAUCUUUGAAGUCUACAGCGAGGUAGUCUUACCGAUUUCGAGGAAGGGAGACGCUCGUCUUUCGCUCUGAGAUAUCUGGCUUUGAUAGCUCUAGAUCGAGGCGUGAAGGGGAUCUCAUAAUUGGGCUGCUUUUGAGGUUCGGACACGACUUGAUGUGCUUUAAGAACAAUUCAAGGCUAUCAUCUACAGUCUGCACUCGCUUUCUUUGUUCAUUUCCCUCUUGAAAGUUCUCACCGAGGCUUGUUUAGGGUCUUCUCUCUCCGAUCUUGCACCUCUUUUCGUAUCUCAGCUCGCAGAAGCAGGAAGGCAUUCUCCCUUCAUUUUUGCCUAUGGGACUUCCAUGGGAAAGGUUAAAGUCUAAGCAAAAUAAAAAGAAAAAGAAAAAGAGUGCAGAAAAAAAGGAGCAAUGAGGGAGAAAAAGAGAAGGAUUGAUGAGAAAGAGAUCACUAAGACGGCGUCUGCUUCUUCAUCCUUACCUUCCAUACCCACGGGAGGAGGUAGCGAUCAAUACGAUGUGUUCUUGAGCUUUAGAGGCUCCGACACUCGCAACACAUUCACUGAUUACCUCUACUGCAGUCUGAGGAGUGUAGGGACUGUACCAAUUUCUGUGUUCAGGGACGAUAACAGUCUUGAAAUUGGUGAAAAUUUUAGUUCAGAGAUUCUCAAUGCCAUCACGCGAUCUAAGAUUUCGAUCCCCAUCAUCUCUGAAAAUUAUGCUUCGAGCAAAUGGUGCCUCCGUGAGCUAGUUUGCAUCAUGGAUUGCAAGAAGAGUAUGUCGCACACGGUGUUGCCCAUUUUUUACAAAGUGCUUCCAUCGGAUGUGCGGUAUCUAAAGGGAAAUUUUGGGGAGGCUUUCCGUAAGAAGCUUUUUGAUAAGAAGGAUAUUGAGGAAGCGCAACAAGCCCUUACAGAAGUGAGUUACUUAAAUGGAUGGGAAUCUGAGAAAUUUGCAAAUGGCUUGAUGUUUCGGAGCACUUGGUUGGAGUUGAUGAUCAUGUCAACAAAAUUAGGAAUUGGGCAGACAUUCCCGCCAGUCAUGCUCGAAUGAUAGGAAUAUAUGGCAUGGGCGGGAUCGGUAAAACGACUCUUGCCAAGGUCAUCUACAAUAAGUUGUCAAAUGACUAUGUCCAUCAUAGCUUCAUUCCAGAUAUACGAGAAAAAGUAAAAGUUCACAACGGUUUACCUUAUC
Eucalyptus grandis is the source of this 1583-nucleotide messenger RNA. Its product is annotated as toll/interleukin-1 receptor-like protein. The transcript is spliced from 4 exons. Gene Ontology annotation, biological process: signal transduction. Lineage: Eukaryota; Viridiplantae; Streptophyta; Magnoliopsida; Myrtales; Myrtaceae. The coding region runs from base 801 to 1442 and encodes 213 amino acids. The record is from RefSeq and is a predicted model, not a curated record.